Messenger RNA from Cantharellus anzutake, 349 nucleotides. RefSeq lists its product as uncharacterized. Bases 93 to 302 code for a protein of 69 amino acids. The transcript has 2 exons. The record is from RefSeq and is a predicted model, not a curated record. Lineage: Eukaryota; Fungi; Basidiomycota; Agaricomycetes; Cantharellales; Hydnaceae.
UCGGUUAGCUGGUCAUUCACUCCUAAAGGAAAAUCUUACUGGUCGUUUGCCACUCACGCCGUACUCAUACUGCCCGCAGUGCUGAAAGUCAAAUGCGAUUGUGGAGUGCCUUCACCCCAAUUACUCUACUUCCCGUUGUCACGGCUGGUUUUCUUGUUGGCCAAAUGACUUUCGACCAGACACAACCUCUUGGCCAAAUGACUCCCAACCAGACACAACCUCUUGGCCAAAUGACUCCCAACCAGACACGAUCGUUCGUGGCCAUAGUCCCUUCAUUUGGUAGUUCAUAUGAAGGUAGGUAAACCAAAACUUUCUCCUGGUCUUAACCUAUGUUUUCCCAACAGACACU